AUGACUGCUACACCAUUAACCGUUGAAAUGCAAAAUAUAAAUCUUGAAACAGAAACUGUCCCAGUACCAGAACCUCACACCCCAAAACGAGGGGAGAAAAAUGAAACAACAAUUCCUUGGUACAAGGGUUACAAUUUUCGGUUACCAAAGAUUAUUAUUGUUGACGAUCAAAAACUACACAAAGGGGUAAGAAAAGUAGUAGUGAAAAAAAAUCCCCGGUUUGUGAUGCUUCUCAUCUCCAUUGUGGCUCUAUUUUUUUCUGCCUUGGCUUUGUACUGGUCUCUCACUCUAUACUACGACUGCGGCUCUGACUAUAGGGUAUUGAUAUCAUUAAUCCUGGCAAGCUUUACACUAGCUCUCCGUAUUCUAGACGUCGUCUUUUGGUAUCUAAGUCUAAAACAGACCUUAUACAUCUUUGAUCAUCUUAAAGUCACUACCAUUGUUUUGAGUAUAUGUUCUUCUACUUCUUUGUUGCUUUCUGGAUUCAAUAACAUAUAUAUGAAGCUGUUAAACAAACUUGGCUAUGAUAAAAGAAAAUAA
Naumovozyma dairenensis CBS 421 is the source of this 540-nucleotide messenger RNA. RefSeq lists its product as uncharacterized. The record is from RefSeq and is a predicted model, not a curated record. NCBI's taxonomy places the organism in Eukaryota, Fungi, Ascomycota, Saccharomycetes, Saccharomycetales, Saccharomycetaceae. Bases 1 to 540 code for a protein of 179 amino acids. The transcript has a single exon.